Messenger RNA from Leptidea sinapis, 1507 nucleotides. It is a transcript of the gene Tpst, whose product is annotated as protein-tyrosine sulfotransferase. Gene Ontology annotation, cellular component: Golgi apparatus. Gene Ontology annotation, biological process: peptidyl-tyrosine sulfation. The record is from RefSeq and is a predicted model, not a curated record. Lineage: Eukaryota; Metazoa; Arthropoda; Insecta; Lepidoptera; Pieridae. Gene Ontology annotation, molecular function: protein-tyrosine sulfotransferase activity. The coding region runs from base 463 to 1479 and encodes 338 amino acids. The transcript is spliced from 3 exons.
CUGCCAAGUGCCAGUUUGGCAGUAAGCACUUGGCAGUUUCAUAUUUCAUAUAAUUUCGAUAGUUAAUUUAAACCAAUCGAAUAAUCGAUAUUGGUUUGUGAUGAUUUGUGCUGAGAAGUAUUUUUAAUUUUUAUUGUUUCAAGAUAAUCGAAUUGCGGCCGGUAGACGAAGUUUAUUCUAGUGCUUUGGUUAUGUUGUUACGGAAAAACAAAGUAACACAAGUCUAGAUUACUGGCAUUAACUAUUCAAUAUUUUGAUUGCUUUAUCGAGAGUUUUAUAGUGUUUGACCAUAUUAUAUACCUAGUUGAACAUUUUUUUUGCAAUUUGCAUUAUUAGUAGCGGCUAGGUGUAUAUUGCUCUAGCAAUAUAUUGUAUGCGUUGAAUUUCUAAGAGAUGAGUUGGCAGAAAAAUACAUUAUAAAAUUGAAUACAGAUUUCAUGUAGGGUGAAGGAAGAGACGCGCAUGGGACGCGGGGUGCGCCUGCGGGUGGCGCUCGCGCUGCUAGGCGGGGCGCUACUUGUGUGGGUGUGGCGGGGCGGGGGCCGCGCGGGGGACGUGGGGCUUGCGGCGCGGGAGGCCGGCGGGUGGGUGCCGGGCCGUGAGCUGCCUCUCAUCUUCAUCGGCGGCGUGCCCCGCUCCGGCACCACGCUGAUGCGAGCCAUGCUGGACGCGCACCCCGACGUGCGCUGCGGCCAGGAGACCCGCGUGGUGCCCCGCAUCCUGCAGAUGCGCCAGCACUGGAUGAAGUCCCAGAAGGAAAGCGUUCGCCUCGAGCAGGCGGGCGUCUCCAAAACUGUGCUCGACAACGCGAUCGCCGCCUUCUGUCUGGAAGUGAUCGUGCGGCACGGGGAUCCCGCCCCGCGCCUCUGUAACAAGGACCCGCUAGUGCUCAAGAUGGGGACCUACGUGCUGGAUCUGUUCCCCAACGCCAAGUUCGUGUUUAUGGUGCGCGACGGGCGCGCCACAGUGCACUCGAUCAUCACCCGCAAGGUCACCAUCACCGGAUUCGAUUUAUCGAGUUACCGACAGUGUUUGACUAAGUGGAACCAUGCGGUGGAGAUGAUGUACCAACAGUGUAGGACCCUGGGCCCGCAGCGGUGCCUGCUGGUGCGCUACGAGGCGCUGGUGUUGGCCCCCGAGCCCACCCUGCGCCGGGUGCUCAAGUUCCUCGACCUGUCCUGGGACGAAGCGGUGCUGCAUCAUGAGCGUUACAUCAACCAGCCGAACGGCGUUGCGCUGUCCAACGUGGAGCGAUCGUCGGACCAGGUAGUGCGUCCUGUCAACAAGGACGCGCUCGACAAGUGGGCGUCUGAAAGCGGAGUGCCCGGCGACGUGCGGGGCGAGGCGGCCGAGCUGGCACCAAUGCUCUCCGUCCUGGGCUACGACCCCUGGGCUAACCCUCCGGACUACUCCACGCUGCUGAGGCUGACGGACGGGGCGCCGCUCCAGGAACCCUCGCGUCCCCCGCGCCCGCCUUAGUCUAAUUAAUAAAAUAUAAUGUUUACAA